This is a messenger RNA of Candidozyma haemuli, 468 nucleotides long. RefSeq names its product Mlc1p (gene MLC1). Gene Ontology annotation, cellular component: myosin II complex. NCBI's taxonomy places the organism in Eukaryota, Fungi, Ascomycota, Pichiomycetes, Serinales, Metschnikowiaceae. The transcript is spliced from 2 exons. Gene Ontology annotation, molecular function: calcium ion binding. Gene Ontology annotation, biological process: mitotic actomyosin contractile ring assembly. The record is from RefSeq and is a predicted model, not a curated record. Bases 1 to 468 code for a protein of 155 amino acids.
AUGGAUGGACUGCUCGGAUACACUCUAUCAAAGCCAAUCUUCUCCAACAACAAAACAUACAAAGACGCCUUCGCCCUUUUCGACAAGAAGGGUACUGGAAAGAUCCCUGUCGAGCACUUGGGUGACUUGUUGAGAGCCGUUGGCCAGAACCCUACUUUGGCCGAGAUCUCUGAAUUGCAAAGCACUAUUGAACUGCCAGAGUUUGAUUUCGAAACCUACGAGAAGAUUAUCAACAGACCAGACGGUUUCAAGCCACUUGGGCUUCCUGAGGACUACAUCAAGGGUUUCCAGGUCUUCGACAAGGACCAGACUGGAUACAUUGGUGUUGGUGAGUUGAGAUACAUCUUGACGUCGAUUGGCGAGAAGUUGACGGACGCUGAGGUUGACGAGUUGUUGAAGGGUGUGAAUGUCACUGCUGAGGGCAACGUCGACUACGUCGAGUUUGUCAAGUCUAUCUUGGACCAGUAA